This is a messenger RNA of Ochlerotatus camptorhynchus, 8818 nucleotides long. RefSeq names its product mushroom body defect (gene mud). The record is from RefSeq and is a predicted model, not a curated record. The coding region runs from base 241 to 8580 and encodes 2779 amino acids. NCBI's taxonomy places the organism in Eukaryota, Metazoa, Arthropoda, Insecta, Diptera, Culicidae. The transcript has 9 exons.
UCCACCGAAACACAACGGAAAAAGCCGUGAUAAGUUGCAGCAAAAUUUUGCAAUCGAAAAAAAACUGUGAAAAUUGCCUUUAUUGUUGGUGAAAAGCGAAACUUUAUGCGUGGUAUUCGGGGUAAAUCGAACGAAACUUCAAUGUCCAUCAGAGUGUAGUGUUGAGUGUAGCAGCAGAAUUUUGUCCGUUGGCUUUUGCGUUGUGAUUGUUUUAGUCGAGGUGGAAAGCGAAAAAAAAACAUGGACGGACUCCGGUGGUCCCGGGUCUUACUACAAUGGGUCAAAGAUUCCCGCCUCAUCAACUGCGAGUGCGAAAGCAUCGAACAGUGCAGCGUCGAAGAGUUCUACCGGCAGUUCCGCUCGCGAAUGCAGUCGGUGGUGUCGCUUCCGGAAGAUGGCAUUAUCAGCUUUCUCAAGGAGCACUUUCCGCACUACGAACUGUACCUGACAGAAACGGGGCAGAUCGCUGCUCCGGACCAUUUCUACAUCUUUUCCCUGCUGCUGUUCUUCUCCUGCGUCCGUCACUCGGAACGGUUCUUCCAGCAGAUUUGCAACGGCUUCGACAAGCCACAGCAGUAUGCCGUGACGGCGUUUCUCAAGUCCAUGUGGGAGGCCGCGCAUCAGCGGAAGGAAGUCGACCGGAUGAUGAUUCGGCAAGCAAUUCAGGACGCGAUGCCGCAGACUAUGUUACCUCCGGAAACGACUCCUCCGCAGCGUGCUGAGCAACUGAGCAUGCCCUCUCGGUUAACCUCCAGCAGUGACGUCCUGGACAGUCCGUUGCGGUUGAAUAGGCAACCGCCAAAAAUUUCACCGCCUACGCCCAGGACGAUCAUCUUGGACGAGAAAACCAAGCAGCUGAAGGAGCUCAAGGCGCAGCUGGAGGCGGAGAACUACGACAAAGGAUACCUGGAGGUGCAGCUGAAGCAGCUGCAGGACAAGAAUGAUAAAUUAUUGGAGGAAAAGCGCCAACAUGUGAAGGAGAUCCGGGAGCUACGCACGGAGCUGCAGGCGAGCAAUCGUGAAAAUGAGUCGCCUAACAAACAGCGGAGCACCGAUCAUAAGGUGGCCCGCAUAGAACGGCAGCUGGCCGAGAAGGAGGAAGCGCUCGAUAGGUUUAAAAUCGAGCUGGAAACCGUCGGCGAAAAUUACAAGAAUGCAACGGAGAUGGUCAACUACCGCAACGUACAGAUCGUCAAGCUCAAGGACCAAAUCCAGGAGCUGGAAAAUUCCCUCGGAUCCCUGUCGGAGUGCAUCGCCGAGAAGGACGAGGUAAUCAAGUGCCUGCGGGAAAACAACGAAGAACUGCAACGCUUCAUCGAAGAAAGUCGCUUCAAGCAGAACGAUCCACUGCCGGAGAACUUGAACACCUCCUUCGAUGGGUUGGAACUCAGCUCGGGUGGCAGCAGUGUUGGUGCAUCCGGCAAGAGCUACAGUAUCAGCCCGGAAAAUAUGGCCCAAGCGGUGGUGGAUGUGCAGCUAAAGGAGAAGGAAGCGGAGAAUUGUAUGCUCAAGCGAUCGUUGGACAUGAUCGAGCAGGAGAAAGUUAGGGUCUCCGGGUUGGUAGGAAGCUUCUUCCGGCUGUACGACGAUAUGGUCGGAGCGUUGCCGUUUGGAAGUGCAAACCCACAGGAUGUUGGGUUUGUGGAGAAGAUGAACAUUUUCAAGGCAUGCUAUCAGACGUUGUUCGAGGAGCUGGGCAAGUUCAAGGAAGGAAAGGAACUACUGGAAGUCAAGAGCGAGGCACUGGAGGAAGAUGUGAGGGCGCUUAAGACGGAACUGGUGGCCAAGAUGGAGGUUCUGGGUAAGCUCGAAAGCCAUUCGGCGGAUAUUGAAAGACAGUUGGAGCUGGUACAGAAAACAGCCAGUGAAUAUCAACGGAAGAAUGUAGCAUUGGACGAAGACUUGAACAGACAGAAGCGUGAUCUGUUGAAGUUGAUUUCGGAAAAGGAUUCUUUGAGCCAGCAGAAUCUGCACCUAAAUGUGGAAUUCAAUAGCCUGAAGGGAGACCACGAAUCUUUGACGCAGAAGAUUGACUAUCUGAUGCUGUCGCUGAAUGAGGACUACGAGGGAAGCGAUUUUUCGUCAUGGUUCGACAAGAUGGACGACCUAAAAGAACGGCUGCGCACGCUGAAGGACGACAAGGAACGUUUGACGACGAUGAACAUGAAGAUCACGAUGGAAAAGGUUGGCUUGGAAAAGGAUCUCAGCAACAGCGACGUCAAACUGAGGGAAAUGGAGGAACGACAAGAUGAGUCGGAACAAAAGAUCAGGCAGCUGAGCGAACAGUUGCGAAGAAGUGAAACAGCACUGACGGAGAGAGACGAUCGUGUGGCUUCAUUGGAAAGAAUGAAGGCCGAUCUAGAAGAAAACAUACAAGGUCUGUCUGCUGAGUUACUGGAAUUGCAAGAUAGUCUGAAUAAUAAGUCGGAGGAUUUCCAAUCUUGCGAGGAAACUCUACACGCUGUGCGAGAGGAACUUGAUUCUCAAGCUAAAGAAUUAGCGGUUGAAAAGGAAACGAAUGCAACGCUUCAAUCGAACUUGGAAGUUCAAUUAACCGCGCUACAGGAUAUGGAACAACUGCAGCAGAAAACUGUCAACGAGAAGAAUCAGUUGGCAAUUAAGCUUGAGGAAUUACAACAGAAUCUGUCCAAUGAAAGCAGCAACUUACUCGAAACUAUCAAGAAUCUUGACCAAGUCAAGAUUGAAAAGCAACAACUGAUCGAAGAAAGAAAUCAAAUUCAACAACAGAAACUUGCUUUGGAAGAAAGCCUAUCGGCACAACGAAGCGAAUCGAGCAAGAACUGUGAAAUAGUUCAAAGCUUGGAAGCACAAGUACAAAACAUGGAGCAACUGCUUGCGAAUCAAUCCGAGCAAUCGAAGGAGAUGGAACGAUCGCUUAACGGUCGAAUCGAUGAAAAGCAAAAACUACUAGCUGCUGCGAAGAAUGAACAGGACGUUCUGACCGCGGUCAAUCGUUCUCUCCUGUCCGGUUUCGAGUUGAUUCAAACUAAUAUUGAACGGCUGGAAGAUCAGUAUCUGGACAAGAUUGUCAACCUCCAAGGAAAGCUAGGGGAAUUCUCAGCUCUGGUCACGAAACUAUCGGCGUAUCAGUUCAAACUGCGUUUGGAGAAGACGCAAUUGGAGGAAAAUCUCGGAAAAAUGAACGCCGAAUUUAAAGCGCUGCAGAUUGAGAACGAUAAACUGAUGGAAGUGGAAAAGACUUUGCACCAGACGGUUCAGAAGCUGCAUACCGAAAAGGGAGCGAUGGAAGAACGAAGCUUUGGGUUGGAAGAACAGCUGGCAGAGAUGGAAUUUAGACUGGACUUGGACGGUGGUAGAAUCAAAGAACUGGAGAGUAGCUACGAGGAGUUGAUUGUUGAAAAGACGAAGUUGCUUGAAGACGGAAACAAGCGGGAAGCGGAGCAGAGAAAACAGGUCGAAGAUGCUGUAGUUCACUCGGAGAAAUUGCUAGUAGAAAUCAAGGAAAUGGACGAAUCUCGUGCAGGUCUGCAACAGCAAUUCGAUGAAAAGAUUAAACAUCUGAAAGACGUUUCCCGCGAGCGUGAUGAAAUGGAAGUUAAGUGUUCGCGACUGGAGGUCGAUCUGAAGGAAAUGCAGACAGAUCUGGAAGAGCAGAAACAGCUAACGGCCAGAAGAUGCCAAGAAAACGAUGCACUGGAAGAUCAGUUGCAAGCGAUUCGCCUGGAAUUGGCUCAAGUGGUAGAAGAGAAGACACGCUUGGAAGCAAAUUUGGCGGAAGAACAGGUGGCACUUGCAGAGCGUAACGACACCAUUUCACGACUGUGUCGUGAGAAGGAGCUGCUGGAAGAAAAGGUCCAAGAAUUGGCAACGCUUUUAAUUACGGUUCGGCAAACCAAAGCCGCUUUGCAACGAUCCCUCGAAGAGGAACAGGAAAAAUCCGAUGAGUUGUCCUCUCAAAUCGAAGAUCUCAAUACGAAACUAUCGACGGCAGCAGAAGAACUCGGUCAGUUAGCUAUGGAAAAAGAAGAGCUAUUGAACACACAGAGCGCCAUCGAAGCGGAGAAGCAAGAGUUCGUAGAAAGAGUACAAGAACUGACGGAAUCGAUUGCGUUUGUCGAAGAAGAUAGAGAUACCCUGCGCGAGGAAAAGUGUCGACUGGAAGCGGAGGUCGAACGGAUCGAUCACGACAAAGGAUCGCUGGACGAACAGUGCGGAAAGUUGCUCAAACAGCUGUCGAUGGAACGCGAGGAAGCUGCGGCUCAAAAGGCGAAGCAUGAGAAAACGACUACAGCGUUGAGUAAGGAACGCGCCGAGUUGGAAGUUAAGCUCAAGGUGAUGGAUGAGAAACGAAACGUACUGGACGGAAAGGUUCAGGAGCUGGAGGAGUCAAAGAAGGUUCUGGAGGUGGCGCUCGGUGAUAAGGGUGCUGUGGAAAGUAAGGUUGGUGAGUUGUCGAAACUGGUCGAUGAAUUGCGUGUGGAGAGAGCUAAUCUAGAAGCGGAGAAGACGUGCCUAUGUAAAGAACAGGAAUCGAACAAGAAGGCGAUCGACGAACUAAAGAAGGAGCUAACUAGCAUGGAGGAGAUUAAAGCAACUAAGGAAAGUGAAGUUUUAAUGCUGCAGGAGACGAACCAGGAGCUGCAAAUGACUGUCGAAGAAACGGUUAAAGCACUUGACGCAUCGAAGCAGGUGAUCAAGUCUCUGGAAGGGGAAAGUAAGAAACUGGAGGAAGGAUUGGCGCAGAAGGAAGCCGAAGUGGUUAAACUCGCUACAGAGGUCGAGGAGACCAACAAGAAUCGAAGGGAGGUUGAGGAAUCGUUGAAGGCGAAGGAGCAAGAAUCGGCCGAGGUUGAGAAGCAGUUAGUCGAAAAGGUUAAGGAGAUCGAGGUAACUCAGCAGCAGAAACAAGAAGAGAUUUUACUGCAGACUGAGAACAUUCAAUAUAUUCAGACCGAACAGCAGGAAACCUCAAAGCGUUUGGAACAAGCAUUGAAGGAAAAGAGCAACUUGGAAUCGAUGGUACUCCAGCUAACCGAUGAGUUGGACAAUCGAUCAAAAGAACUAACUCAUGCUGCAAAGGAAAUCCACUUGAAGGAGCAGGAAAUCUUCACAGCGUCCGAAUCGUUGAACGCUUCGGAAGCUAAAUCGUCCGAACUCAAGAUGUCGAUUGCUGAACUCAACUCUGAAAAGACAUCCCUUGAAUCAAAACUGCGAAAUUUGGAAGAUGAGCUCGAAACGCAGAAAAAGCUGACGCUUUCCAAGGAACAGACGGCAGAAGAACUAACCGCAAAGCUCGCUGAGACAAGCGAAUCCAAGAAGCGUCUCGAACUUCAACUGAAUCAACUGGAAUCCGAUCGAUCGGCGGUGGAAUCCACCAAUCAGCUACUCGUUCAGCAGCUAUCGAACGUAAAGGCACAGGUCACCGAUCAGCUGGAUUUCAUAGAUGCGAAGGACUCGGAGAUACAUCAGCUAACCGCGGGAUUGGAGAAAGUUAAAUCCAUCCAAUCACAGUUGGAAAAGAAGGUGUCGGGUUUCGAGUCAAUCGUCGCCGAGAAGGACGAAAUUGAAUCACAACUGGUUCGAUUGCAGAACGAGCUGGAACUGGUUCGGGAUGAUAAGCGAAAGAUCGAGUCGGAGUUGGAAAAGGUUAAGGAGGAGAACAAUGAUGUGGAUCGACGGUUGAUACAGCAACUGCAGGAUUAUGAUACACUGAAUGAGGCGUUCCUGAAUGAACGGGACUCGAACAGGGAGUUGACGGAGAAACAUCUGGAGCUGGACAGGACUGUUCAAGACUUGCGCCAAGAGAACAGUCGAUUGGUGCAGGCUCAGGAAAGUUGCAAGUCACUACUGGCAGCUAAGGAGAAACGGCUGGUCGAACAGGAGAAGCAAAUGGAAAAAUUGAAGCGUGAAAUGGAUGGGUUGUUCGGAAAGAACCAGCAGAUGGAUUCGUUGUCGCACGAAUUUAUGCAGCUGAAGGUGGAGAAGUCUGAGCUGGAGGCCAAGAAGGAAGAACUGAACGAGGCAAUCGAACAGAACGAAAUCCAGCAGAAAGCAAUGCAAGAGAGUAUGGAUCAUUUGAGGGAAAGUUUGAAGGUGAAACAACAGGAGCUGGAUGUGAUGCAUUCGGAUAUGACAACACUGAAAGAGACGCUGCAUACGUUGAAGAUCGAGAAUAGUAGAUUGAAGUCGACGCAGGAAUUGCAGCAGGAUAAGAUGCUUAAUUUGGAGCUAAAGAAUACCGAGCAAAGUAAGAAGAUUGAAAAGUUGGAGGAAUCGCUGAGUAAGACGGAAAUUAGUCACAUGGAGGACAAUUCUAAGGCAUCUACACUGCUGAAGCAGCUGGAUAAGUACAAAGAGUACGAAGUGAAGAUGAAGCAACUGGAAGAGCUGCAUCAGAAGGAGCGCGAUAUCAACGAAAAGGGCAUCAGGGACAAUGACAUACUGAGGGCGAAGUUGAUUAAGCACCGAAAGGUGUCCGAAGAGCAGGAACAGAAAUGGAAGCAAGAUAUGCAGUUGUUGACUAGGAAGCUCGAAGAUGUUACCAAGCUAGCGGACGAAAAGCUAAAGGAAGUACGCAUCGAGUACGAGGGCAAGCUGGAGAAGAUGAAGGAAAAAAUGAAAUCGUUGUACAACGAUGAAAUCCUCAAGAUCAACAAACGGCACGAGAAAGACUAUUCGGAACUCAAAGUCGAAAUAGACCACGAGAAGAAGAAGUUCUGCAAAAUGGAAGUCCACGCCGGUAAACUGCAACAGCAGAUCGGCAAUCUGAACGAGAAGAACCUGGAUCUGAUGAAGGAGAACGAGUUCAUGAAGUCCAAGCUUCGCAUCAUGGAGGAAAUCCGAGGGGAACGCAAGUCCAUGCUACCACCACCGGCCCAUGCCCGACUCUGUGCCAACCUAAAGAUGGAAGACGAAGAGGGUGAAAUCUUUAACAAUACCUACCUGACGGAUCUGAAAGCGGGUCGCAUGUCGCCGCCGUUUGCCGGUCGGGACUCGAUUCGGUACUCGGAACUGCAGCAGCGCAAUUCGAUGCUACCUCCGCACCUGAAGAGCAGCUAUCUGCCGCAGUACGUUGACGGGGAGCUGACGGACGAUGACAACAGGGACCUCGCCGCCGGCAACCUGGACGACAGCAGUACCAGCUUGAUAUCGCGCAAGAAGCUAAGUGGUACGACCUCUUACAAACGACCUGGGCCGCCGACACCGAGCAAGAAGGCCGGACGCCUAUCGUUCGGUGGAUCUCUACCGACCAACGAUUUCCAGUACAAGGAAAUUCUCAAAGAUAAUUCUCAAAGCAAUGGUGGGAUGACGACGACGUCUACGAUGUCUUCUUUCGGAAGUCGCCUCAGUUUCGGCGGUCGGAAAAGCAAUGUAGAUUCCUCGAUGGCGGCGGGUGCUGCCGCCGGCAGUAGUGGAAGUAUUGCCGAUUUGAACGCCCGCCGGAAGACUCCCGGCAAGUUCAAGCAGAUGAUCAGCUCGACGAAUCUCUUCAACACGCUGCAAGCGGAGAAGGACGAGACUCCUAAGAGACGUGACCUGCUACCGAUUGUGCAUCCACUAAUCACGAAAAUAAACUGUGACGACGAGACCGACUUGGGACGCACCGGACUGGACGACCGACGACUUCGACCGCGACCAUCAAGACGAAACUCAACCACCAACGACAAUAGUGACAAGACAAGAAAAACCCAGAAACACCUCCACUUCCGGAAAAUCAUGAACCGAUUCGACACAAAUCGCCGCUUGAGCAGUGCAAACAAUAGUAGUGACAGCGCAGGAAGCAGUCCCCCUAACGUUGCGGUGGGUGCAGAUGACGGUGAUGGUGAUCCAUACGGUGGAUUCUCGUACGAGGGCACUCCGGAUCGAGUCCGCAAGAUCGACAUCAAUUCAAUGGCGGUUUUCGGCAAAAGUGAUCCCAAGCCAAUGGUAAUGGUGUUCAGCGGGGAUCGCAAGGACCUGAACAACAACCAUGGUGAGAUCGUGAGCAAGACUCCCUCCAAGAAGAUCGAUCCCAAUAUGGUGAAUAGGAAACUCGAAACGAGUACCUUUGUGCAGCGGCUCUCCACCAAUCGACGGGACAAGCAUCGACGGAAAAGUCAGGACCAACGAAGGCGGUCCUUCAACCGACUGAGAAAUAUCGACGGGGAAGCGAUCGGUCGGCGAUCGCCGAAUGAAUUUGAAGACGAGCAAUCCGAGGAAGAAUUCGCAAUUGAUCACUCCAAGAGCAACUUUGAACUAUUGCUGGACGAAAUGGUACUGGACCGACCGAGUGAAAUCCUUCCGAACUCUCGACUUCAACUCCAGCGCAGCUGCAUGUCGGAUCCUUUCGAGGAUGUGGUAAGCAGCUCGACGGGGCUACCACCCGUCUCGGUUCCGUUGAUGGAUCGGUUUUCGGAAAUAAUUCGCAUCGCCACACUCCAGCAGGAAUAUUCGGAAACCCGGGCGGUGAAAGCUAAUGCCGAGGGUGGGAAAUCUUCCCAUUUCGAAUCAGACUGGACCUGUACGGUUUUGGUGGUUUUUGUCGGUCUGAGUUUUUCGGUGCUGAUUUUCGGCAUCUAUCUGCACUAUGUGGGCUUUCGGGUGGCGAAAGGUUCGUGAUUAAAAAACCGGAGUGAGGUAAAUUAUGUGUGUGUGUGUGUCUUCAGAAUAGAGCGAUCGAUUCCAUCCACCUGGUGCAGUGUAUAAUUUUAGUUUGUAGUGUGUCCAGUAGUUUGUAAGAUUGAUUUGAUAGAAUCUGAUGAUUAAUGUAAUUUAAUUUGUGAUAUAAAUCUUCAAUUUAGCUUAGUGUGCGUGUGUCUCGAAAUAAACGUUGUAAAUGAGUAUCUUGAAAUCUCAA